Molecule: messenger RNA, 3286 nt
Organism: Acanthochromis polyacanthus (spiny chromis)
Lineage: Eukaryota; Metazoa; Chordata; Actinopteri; Pomacentridae
Gene: bcl6ab
Product: BCL6A transcription repressor b
Exons: 9
Coding region: 77-2038 (653 amino acids)
Biological process (GO): regulation of immune system process; regulation of cytokine production; negative regulation of transcription by RNA polymerase II
Cellular component (GO): nucleus
Molecular function (GO): RNA polymerase II cis-regulatory region sequence-specific DNA binding; protein binding; DNA-binding transcription factor activity, RNA polymerase II-specific
Source: RefSeq, a predicted model, not a curated record
CAAUGGUACGGCCCGGUGUUGAAAUUCCGAGAAUUGAGCUGCUGUGUUUCUUAGAACUGGAUUCUCAGAACUGGUGAUGCUCAGAGUUUCGAGGAAACUUUUACAAGAUUGUGAUAGCAUGGCCACGACUGCAGAUGGCUGCAUUCAAUUCACACGCCAUGCAGGCGACGUCCUGCUCAACUUCAACCGCCUCCGCAGCAGGAACAUCCUGACUGAUGUCACCAUACAGGUGGACGGACAGCAGUUUCAUGCUCACAAGGCCAUCCUGGUGGCCUGCAGUGGCUUCUUCUAUUCUGUCUUCAUGGACCCUGAGAACACAAACCUUAGUGCCAUCAGCUUAGACCCCAAAGUGGACCCCAAGGGUUUCUCCCUCCUGCUGGACUUCAUGUACACGUCCUGCCUGAACCUGAACGACAGUCUGGUCUUGGCCACCUUGAAUACAGCCAUUUACCUCCAGAUGGAACAUGUGGCCGACACCUGCCACCGAUUCAUCAAGUCCAGGCAUCAGAGUCUGGAUAUGCCGAUUGAAGAGGUACAGAACAACUCGUUACACCUGGCUGAGGGCGUCUCUGCUUUCAGGCCUGUUGAAGAAAAAGAACCAGACCUUAGAAACAACCACACAUCCAACACAACCUCCCUCCAGGAGUGCAAGGGCUACAUCCCUAAUGUUUUCAGGGGCAUCAACACCUCCGGCUCCUAUCACGUCUACGGUGACCUUCACGUCCCUGCCGGGAAGAUUGAAGGUGCUCAUAAGAUCAGAUGCUCGCAGGUACCCAGCCCCAGCAUGGCUCACAACGAAUCCAUCUCCCACUCUGUCCCGUCGCACCCCAGCUUCCCCUCCACUGUCAUCCGACCGGCGGUAGCCCACGGCAACCUUCAGCGGCCUGCUGCUUCCAUGGAGGAAGAUGGCGUUCAUCACCCACAGACCAGCUGUGUGAGACUGUCCCCAGGCUUCAGCAAAGGUGUCAUCUGUAGCCCUCAGAGCCCCCUCAGAUCUGACUGCCAGCCAAACUCCCCCACAGAGUCCAGCAGCAGCAGAAAUGCCAGCAUGAGCCUUAAACAGCCCUCAGACUGCCCCAAAGAUGCCAAGGCCCGCAACUGGAAGAAGUACAAGUUCAUAGUUAUGAACCAAACCCCUGAUGAGAAUGGAAAGGAGGUUCACGGAGGCAGCUCUGAUGUCGGAGCUGUUUCUCCUACGCUGAGCCCCUGCAGGAGGGGAGCAGCAGGUGGACACAGCGAGGAGCAGCCAGAAGAGGGAGCCAGUGAGCACCGAGAAGAAAUGUCUUCAUCUCAGAGUAGCGACAGCUGCAGCAGCAUUAGCCACCACAGAUGCUCCUCCUGUGGCUGUGACAGCCCUCGCUGCAUGGAAAUGGGUCACCUUUCUCCCGUCUCAUACAACGGAGAGGACACCACCAAGCUGCACUCAGAUUAUUCCUCCUCCAGUUGUGAAAACAAUGUUUAUUUCUGCAACGGAUGUGACUCCAAGUUCACAGAGGAAGAUUCCCUGAAAGACCACAUGGUCCAGGUCCACAGCGACAAGCCAUACAAGUGCGACUGCUGCCAGGCUGCCUUCCGCUACAAGGGCAACCUGGCCAGCCAUAAGACUGUUCAUACUGGUAAGAUUAGUGCGAAGCCAUACCACUGCAACAUCUGCGGUGCUCAGUUUAACCGACCAGCCAAUCUGAAGACCCAUACAAGAAUUCACUCUGGAGAGAAGCCAUACAAGUGUGAGACAUGCGGUUCCCGAUUUGUCCAGGUGGCCCAUCUUCGCGCCCAUGUGUUAAUACACACCGGAGAGAAACCGUACCCUUGUGAGAUUUGUGGAACACACUUCCGCCACCUUCAGACGCUCAAGAGUCACAUGCGUAUUCAUACCGGAGAGAAGCCUUAUCAUUGUGAAAAAUGUGACCUGCACUUCAGACACAAGAGUCAGCUGAGGCUUCAUCUGCGGCAGAAGCACGGCGCCGUCACCAACACCAAGGCCCAGUACCGCAGGUCUCCCAGCAACAUGAUCACAGGCCUGUUGAACACCUGCUGAGACGGCCGCAGACUCCUCAGUCUUUGUUUUCCUCUUUUCACCGGCCACCAUGCUGUCAAAAGUUUGUGUUUUUUCUUAAAUACAAACAGAAACAUAAAUAUUAUAUAUAUUUGCCCUUUAUGUAUUUGUAACGCACAUUACUUAAUGUAACUCUUUGGUAUUUCAAAGACUGUAGAAGUUUAUGCUUUCAUCAUGAAUGUCUAACAACAGAAUGUACAUCUUGAAUGUGAACGAGUAGGUAUUUCUCUAUUUCGCCAAUUAGUCAACAGACAGUGUGCAUUGAAGGACAGUCCUCCUUUUCAUUCAUACUGAGGGUCACUGUUACACUUUUGCUUCAGAUAUUGGCAUGAAUUUGCCCAGUAAUGUGGUCUUAUGCAGUGUUAUGUGGUUAUUUUUCAUAAGGCUGUUUCUGUAAAUAAGAUAAUAUAUAUUUUCAGAUUGCCGUCUGCUGGCAGAGUACAAAUAUAUUUACGUUAAGUACGUUUUUCUUACAUGCAGUAAGCUUCACUGACUGCCAGUAACACAAGAGCUUAUUAUUUUGCCAUGUCGUAGUUUGUGGUACAUACUGUAAUAUCGACAGAUCGUCAUUCAUUUAAGAAAUGGCUGCGUAUUGUACAUAUUUUCUUUUUCGAGUCAUUUCUCGGUUCAUGUUGGUAUUUUGCACAUACUCAUGAUGCUGUAAUCCAUAUAUUUUCAUACCUGUCAUGCAGAUAUUUCUACUUAAAAUGUUCUUGACCUUUUCAGUUUGUUAAACCCCAUUCCCAGCACUUGUUAUUUUCUUAUUUAUAUUUUCAAUUUGCUGCAUUCACUUACUUUUUGGUGCUGCGAUGAUCCAGUUUCCUCAGUGGGAUCGUUAAACUUUGUUUUGUUUUUUUUUACCAAACUGUACGUAUUCUAGCGCACUCAUACAAACUAGUGCCUUACAUUCAGACUUUUCGGUCAGCUGCUUUCCCAGACUAACUCUCAGUGCAUUUUUAGUUUGGACAGCCGCAGUAGUUACCUGCUUUUGUGACGCAUUUCCCAUUCGGUACUUGGCCCCGUUGUCGUGUAAGCGUGUCAAGGUACUGUUAUUUUGGAGACUUCUAAUCUGUUGUGUGUAGCUCUUGAAAUGCAGAUACACCAGGCCUCAAGCUAAAACACUCAGGAAUAAUAGUAAUAUGUAAGCAAGUGUCUUUGUAACUGCAGAUUAUAUAUAUGUGAAAUAUAUAUAUAUAAAACAUGAAAAUAAAAUGUAUAUUAUGUAGCAUA